Acytostelium subglobosum LB1 is the source of this 1113-nucleotide messenger RNA. RefSeq lists its product as hypothetical. Lineage: Eukaryota; Evosea; Eumycetozoa; Acytosteliales; Acytosteliaceae. The transcript has 3 exons. The record is from RefSeq and is a predicted model, not a curated record. Gene Ontology annotation, cellular component: spindle pole centrosome. Bases 1 to 1113 code for a protein of 370 amino acids. Gene Ontology annotation, biological process: maintenance of centrosome location; maintenance of Golgi location.
AUGAAUAGUAAUUGUUCAUUGAGUGAUAUAUUCAAGAGAACAGUUAUAAAGACAGAGAAUGACUUUAUGAAUGUACAACAUCAACAACAGCAACAACAACCUUUACAACAACAGUCUCAACAACAACCAAAUGAUGAUGUUGGAAAUAGUGGACAUACUCCAAGGAUUAAUAUUGAAUCACCUAGAAAGAAUAUGACACCUGCUGGAGGUGGAGGACUUGGAAACAUGUCACCAAAGAUACAACCAUUGGCAUUGGGCAACUUAUCAUCAAUAUCUCAGUCUAAUGCAACUACAGCUUCAGACCCAGCAUCACAGUACAUGGGAGCACUUCAGCCUAUUAGACUAUCGAUCAAUUCAUCCAAGAAAUCAAACAUAUACGUACUUGUGACCAUUGCCAUAUGCAACAUCACUGAUUGUCACGAUUGUACCAUUGUCCUCGGUCCAUGCUGCGACUACAUCGAGGUCAGCGACUGUUCCUCCCUCACAAUCAUAGCCAUCACCAAAGGAAUAAGAGUCAAGUCAUCAUCAAGUAUGACAUUGAAUAUAUGUACAAAUCAGAAGCCGAUCAUCAAUACAGACUGCACUGGCAUUCGUCUGGCACCUUACAACACUCAUUACUCUACACUGGAAUCACAAAUCACUCUCUCCAAACUGCAGGUGAACCUGGCCAGCAAUCAAUGGUGCUCGCCACUAGUGUUCAAAUCACCGAUGCCCUCUCCACUCGAUCAAUCACCAUCAUUACAAAGUGAUGGCUCCGUAGCAGACCUCACCAACGAUCUCAAGUUAGUCAACAUGGGUGGCGGAGAUACUGGAGCAGGUCAAUCACAUAUAUAUACUUUGGUUGAACCUGAUGACUUCUAUCCAUUCACAGUUCCAUUCGUAUUGAAGGGUAGGACAAAGGCCAACCCAUGUGAGCUGCCGCCAAAGUAUGCCAAGGCGUUGAGCAAUAAGACAAGCUCAGUGCAAUCACUUCACAAGUUGGUACAGCAAUCGACCAAUGAUCAAAGGAUCAGAGGUCACAUCUUACAUCUGGUCGAGUCCAAAUUCCAAGACUGGUUGAUCGAGACCGACAACAUACGCCAGAUCAACGAUCUAAUCAACAUGAAGAAAUGA